Protobothrops mucrosquamatus (brown spotted pit viper) is the source of this 2803-nucleotide messenger RNA. It is a transcript of the gene DEF6, whose product is annotated as DEF6 guanine nucleotide exchange factor. Gene Ontology annotation, cellular component: cytoplasm; nucleus. The transcript is spliced from 11 exons. The coding region runs from base 38 to 1927 and encodes 629 amino acids. NCBI's taxonomy places the organism in Eukaryota, Metazoa, Chordata, Lepidosauria, Squamata, Viperidae. The record is from RefSeq and is a predicted model, not a curated record.
GCAGAUUCUGUGCCCGGUGCCCUACCCGGGAGGCAUCAUGGAGCUGCGGACGGAGCUCUUAAAAUCUAUUUGGUACGCCUUCACGGCUUUGGACGCCGAGAAAAGCGGCAAAGUCUCCAAAUCUCAGCUGAAAGUGCUUUCUCACAACCUCUACACUGUGCUUUGUAUUCCCCAUGAUCCUGUAGCUUUGGAGGAGCAUUUCAAAGAUGAUGAUGAUGGCCCAGUAUCGAGUCAGGGAUAUAUGCCAUAUCUCAACAAGUAUAUCUUGGACAAGGUAGCAGAAGGAACUUUUGUCAAGGAGAGUUUUGAUGAACUUUGUUGGACAUUGACAGCAAAGAAGAAUUAUAAUCCAGAUAGGAACGGGAACAGUGUUGUAUCCCAUGAAGAUGCUUUCAAACUAUGGUGCCUCUUUAACUUUCUCUCUGAAGACAAAUACCCUCUUGUUAUGGUCCCAGAUGAGGUGGAAUACCUCUUGAAGAAGAUAUGUACAGCUAUGAGCAUUGAGCUGAACUGUGGGGAAUUAGAUGACUAUCUUUCCCAAGAGACCCAGCAACAGAAUGGUUUAAUAGUCUGGCAAUUUCUUGAUUUGGUGAACUCUGGCCGAUUACUACGUGGACUUGAACGUGAGGCCAUUAGCAUGGCCAUUGAAGAGGUUUACCAAGAGAUCAUUGGAGAUGUGCUCAAACAGGGCUAUCUGUGGAAGAAAGGUCACCUAAGAAGGAACUGGUGUGAGCGAUGGUUCACCCUGAAGCCCAGUGAUCUCUCAUAUUAUGUGAGUGAAGAACGUAAAGAAAAGAAAGGGAGCAUUUGUUUGGACAGAAAUUCAUGUGUGGAGAUUUUGCCUGAUAAAGAUGGGAAACGUUGCAUGUUCUGUGUGAAAACAUCUUCACGAACCUAUGAAAUGAGUGCCUCAGAUACCAAGCAAAGGCAGGAGUGGACACUGGCCAUCCAGAUGGCCAUCCGUCUCCAAGCAGAAGGUAAGAAGUCUCUGCACAAGGACUUAAAGCAGAAGAGGAGGGAGCAGCGGGAGCAGCGAGACCGAAAGAAGGCUGCCAAGGAAGAGGAGAUGCAACGCCUGAAGCAGCUGCAGGAAGAAAAGGAGCGCAAGCUGCAGGAACUGGAGCUGCUCAAAGAGGCCCAGAAGCAAGCAGAACUUUUACUCCAUGAAGAAGAGCAACGGCGCCAGCAGCAACACGAGGAGAUGCAGAAGAUGUUGGAAAUUCAGCUUCAGGAAGCAGAACAGGCUCGGGCUUCCAUGCAAGCAGAGAUGGUUCUGAAGGAGGCAGAGGCGGAACGUCAGCGCAAGCGCAUCGUGGAACUGGAAGACAUGCAGCAACGACUCCAAGAUGCCCUGCAGCAGGAGAUUAAAGCUCGUCAAGACGAAGAGGCUGUGAGAUACGAACAGGCCAGAUUGCUGGCAGAGGAGGAGGAAAAACUGAAGCAGUUGAUGAAACUGAAGGAAGAACAGGAAGAAUAUAUUAUCAAGGCUCAACAUGAAAAACUGGCUCUCAAGCAAGAGAUGGAAAACAAGAGCAAGUUUCUGGAAGAAACUAAACUGCAGCUAGAAGAAGUCAGAUUUAAUAGGGAAAGGAUGGACCAAGAUGUUAUGAUAGCCCAGCAGAAGCUCCAGCAAGCCAGCACCAAUGUAAAGCACUGGAAUGUUCAGAUGAACCGACUGAUGCAUCCCAUUGCUCCAGGAGAAAAGCGUACUAUGGCUAGUGGAGGAUUCCCUGGCUUUAAUCCUGCAAUCCUGUCCAAAAGAGAGUCAUCUUUCAAAUUGAAACAAAAUCUGGAAAAAAAGAAAUCUGAUGUUGUGAAGAAUGGGAGCAAAGAAAACAUAAAUGGAGAGACAGAGAAGCAGAUGCAGAUGUCAGAAAAAGAUAAUCCUGGCUCAGAAGUCCCUUGUUUAACUUCAGAAGAAAAAUAAUUCCACUGAAUUGAAAUUUAGGGACCAGAAAAUAAGUGUCAUGGCAGCUUAAUGAUUAUUAUAGUUUAUAAAUACUGAACAUAUGUAAAGAUUGUAUAGAGAAGAAUUGUGAUGUUCUCUGCAGUUAAGCCACACAAUAUCCUGGUAGUUCGAUUUGUAUGCUAGUGUUGACCCUGAAGUUCUACACAUACAUAUUGAAAAAGUAUGAUUUAAAUAUGGGAUUACGGUUUCCCCAAAGCAUACUCUAUUUGGUCUCAGCAGAUGAAGAAGAGUUCUGGUAAUUCUGUAUCAUAUUAUGGUAUUAAAAGUUCUAUCAGUUGGUGGCCACAAUAACUACUGCUGUAAUAUGCCAAGAAUUCUGUCAUUCUCUCUAGAAAAAAAUAAUUGUAAAAUAUAUUGUCUGAACAAUUGAACUGUGUUAUAAAAAUUGAGUCUUUUCUUUUUGGCAGUGUCAUUAGUUAACUGUGUCAUUUAACGAACCUUGUAUUAGUAACUUGAAAGGAAACAACCAGAGUUUAUGCAAUGAUUGUUGAAAAUGUUAUGUUCCUAAUGUUAAUGAGACAAAUCAGCAUUUAAUAGAAAAGGUGACAAAGAAAGAAAUUUGAUGUUUGGUUUCAUUACGCUGCUGAUGUAUUGCACUAUAUAAUAUAAACUUUUAAGCUGAAUAUUUCAGCUGCAGUUCCAAAUUAAAACAUCCUAACAAGUGACUUUCCAGCCUGAAGAGGAGAGGCCACUGUUUUCCUUGAUAAGUGGCUCCACCUUGUUUAAGUUUCCAUAGCUAAUAUUGAGAAAAAUGAAUCUUAAGUGCCAGCUAAGAAUUAUUUUGAAAGACAGCAGGCAAUGCAAAGCCAGAUCUUAUAACAUUGUUACUAUGUG